Molecule: messenger RNA, 842 nt
Organism: Prunus dulcis (almond)
Lineage: Eukaryota; Viridiplantae; Streptophyta; Magnoliopsida; Rosales; Rosaceae
Product: disease resistance protein RPS2-like
Exons: 3
Coding region: 38-781 (247 amino acids)
Source: RefSeq, a predicted model, not a curated record
AGGAUCAUGUGGAUGUACACCUUAUUCAUGUGGCCCAAUGACCAAACCAACUUCAAGAAGAAAUAUUGUUCAAAUAUUGCCACGUCCAGUCAAUCAAGAGGUUGCACCAACAAAUCUUGAUCAAGACUCAAACAAUUACGAUAAUCUAGAACGUCUUUCUGUACAAUCUUGUGAGUCAUUGGAAGUUGUUUUCCAACUCAAGGGACCAAAGGCUGUGGAAAGCCACAAUGUUAAAGCAUUCAAUAAGUUGUGUUACUUGCUAUUAGACGAAUUGCCAAGUUUAAUGCACGUAUGGGAAACGGGCGGUUCACCUCAUAUCACAGGCUUUGGAAACUUAACAUUCUUAAGUGUAUCCCACUGUGGCAGUUUGCGAUAUUUGUUCUUGUCAACUGUAGCCAAGCUCCUUAUCAGUUUAAAGGACUUAAAAGUUGGGAAUUGUGAGAAGAUUGAACAAGUUAUUGCAGAAGCAGAUACUGAAUGUGUUGACCAAGAAAUUACAUUUCGUCAACUGAAUUCCAUAACGCUUGAAGAUCUACCAAACCUCAUUUGUUUCUCUAUUGAAGCUUAUACUUUGAAGUUUCCAUGUUUGAGGGAAUUGAAGGUUAUAAGAUGUCCAGAUUUAAGGACAUUUGCUUCUAAGGUUGUCAGCGCACAUUCUGUAAUCAAAGUACAGACAGAGUUCGGAAAGUCUGAGUGGAUGGGGGACCUCAAUAGCACUAUAGGGAACAUUCAUGAAAAAAGGGAAACACAGAGAAGUGCAGAGGUGAGUAUAUAUAUGUAAACUUCUAUAUUAAGGGAACACUGAGGUUUGCAUAUCUUACUAUAAAAAAAAUAUGCCAUAU